GCCAAUGCAUGUAGGCUUUGUAGGGUUUGACCAUGUUGUAAAUUAUUAUUGCUGACUACUUUACAUCUUUAUUUUACAUUUAUAACUACAUAUCUUUGUGGACUAAGGGCUCUGUUAUUUACCUUUGAUUAUUCCUAUAUUUAGGUGUUCUUACUCGUAUUCCUGUAGGCUAUCCCAGCCAAAAUAGCCGUAGCAGUUUGUUUGUAGGCUACAUCAGGACCCUGUUGAUUACCUGGGGUCGAUUGUGAUAGGAGUCUGAAAUAUCUCUUUAGGAUAUCCACAUCCAGCAAACUAGGUUGCUAUGGUAACCUGGGCACGAGGACAUCACCCUGACAAUGAAAGGGUGUGUGUCUCCACGCCGACGGGGGUUACUGGAGAUUGGUGGUGUCUUCUCUUCCUCAGAGGCAGAUUUGUCCCUGACAACUGGAUUGUCUGGUGGCCACACCGGCCUCGCCACGUCCAAACUGCACCACGGAAUCUGAGGAGGACACGGUCAAUGGAGGGAUGCUCACCUACAACCAGACGCACAUGAGGAAGGCUUUCCAGCUCAUGAAUGACCUGAGGAGUAAAAAGAUGCUCUGUGACGUCAAGCUUGUGGCAGGAAGCAUUGAGGUGCCAGCUCACAGGGUGGUCCUUGCAUCCUGUAGCCCCUACUUUUGUGCCAUGUUUACAGGUGAUAUGAGUGAAAGUAAGGCUCAUCAGGUGGAGAUCAGAGAAGUGGACGGACAGACGUUGAGAAAACUAGUCGACUACAUCUACACAGCAGAGAUCGAGGUCACAGAGGACAACGUCCAGGUUCUGCUGCCAGCAGCCAGUCUCCUCCAGCUGAUGGAUGUUCGUCAGGUUUGUUGUGAGUUUCUUCAGUCUCAGCUUCAUCCUACCAAUUGUCUGGGCAUCAGAGCCUUUGCUGACCUGCACACAUGCACGCAGCUCCUCAACCAGGCCCACGCUUAUGCUGAGCAGCAUUUCACUGAGGUGGUGCAGGGUGAGGAGUUUCUGGGCCUUUCUCUGCAGCAGGUUUGCAGCCUCAUCGCCAGUGAUAAACUCACUGUUUCCACUGAAGAGAAGGUGUUUGAAGCAAUGAUAGCCUGGAUCAAGCAUGAUAAGCCAGCUCGUCUGGAGCACAUGCCCAAACUGAUGGAGCAUGUCCGACUUCCACUGCUGUCCAGGGAUUACCUGGUACAGAUUGUUGAGGAGGAAGCCUUGAUAAAAAACAACAACACCUGCAAAGAUUUCCUCAUAGAAGCAAUGAAGUAUCACCUGCUGCCAGCUGACCAGCGGCACCUUAUAAAGACGGACAGAACCCGACCGAGAACUCCAAUCAGCAUCCCUAAAGUGAUGAUUGUUGUGGGCGGUCAGGCUCCUAAGGCAAUACGCAGCGUGGAGUGUUAUGACUUCCAGGAGGAUCGAUGGUACCAAGUAGCUGAUCUUCCUUCAAGACGCUGCCGGGCAGGUGUGGUUUCCAUGGCAGGCCAUGUGUAUGCGGUCGGGGGGUUUAACAGUUCAUUGCGGGAGCGGACGGUGGACGUGUAUGAUGGAGUAAGAGACCAGUGGAGCGCUGUGGCGAGCAUGCAGGAGAGACGCAGCACUCUGGGAGCAGCGGUGUUGGCAGAUGUACUGUACGCUGUGGGAGGCUUUAAUGGAAGUAUAGGUCUGUCCACAGUGGAAGCCUACAAUUAUAAAACCAACGAGUGGACGUACGUCGCCUCCAUGAACACACGACGCAGCAGUGUGGGUGUCGGGGUGGUUGAUGGUAAACUGUAUGCAGUAGGAGGUUAUGAUGGCGCGUCUCGACAGUGUCUCAGUUCUGUGGAAGAGUACGACCCGAUCACGGAUCAGUGGUGUUAUGUAGCUGACAUGAGCACACGGCGCAGUGGAGCAGGUGUUGGUGUGUUGGGCGGUCAGCUGUAUGCAGCAGGAGGACACGACGGUCCUCUGGUGAGGAAGAGUGUAGAGGUGUUUGAACCACAGAGCAACACCUGGAGACUGGUCUGUGACAUGAACAUGUGCCGGAGAAAUGCAGGUGUGUGUGCCAUCAACGGGCUGCUGUAUGUGAUCGGAGGAGACGAUGGCUCGUGUAACCUCUCCUCUGUAGAGUUUUACAACCCGGCCACAGACAAGUGGAGCCUCAUCCCCACAAACAUGAGCAACGGACGCAGCUAUGCUGGAGUCGCAGUGAUUGAUAAGCCAUUAUGACCAGAGGGCUCUUAUGUCUCACUGAUGUCUGAGGCACAUGAACAAAGGGGAACGGUGAUGCCUGAGAUGGGACACCUUUACUCCUUCCACGUAAUAAUCAAGGAGUCAUCUGGAGAAGUUUAAACACAAACUGCUGCAUUGUCAAAACAUUUCUACAACAUCCUGUCUUUUAAUGACAUAGCUGCACAGAUUCAGAGCAAUAUCCACAGAGGACAGUGGGUUUAUAAGAAACUCGUCUUGGUUUCAAACACCAAGCACAAACAUGUGGCUGUAUCAGCUGAUGUAAGACUGACACAGAAGAACUGAAGACAAAGGGGCCAAAUGGAGAGUUCAAAUGCUUUCUGGUGUAAUGACUCUACUUUGAAACCUGCAGACAACAUAGGAGGGGUUAUUUUUCAAAUGUUAGACUUGUCUCAGCUCCCUUGAAUUCAAAUCAGCACAAAGCAAACACACAGUGUUGACAGAAGGUCAUGAUAUGAACCUCCAGAGAGUGGUGGCAGUAUUUUGAGUGUUUUUGCUCUCAUCACAGAGGCCUGGACGUUAAGAGCUUCAAGAUCUGUGAAAGAAUGUAAAAAAUGUCUUUAUAUGCAAAUCAGAAAUCAUAUUUAAUAUUUUUGAGAUGUUUUUAAAGAUGUAGAGAACCACUGCUGUGGCUUUAUGCUCAGGCCGGUUGAUCCGAUUCGAUGCAGUAGGACUUGAUUCUGUCGUCGACACACUACUGAUGCACUGAUCACUUGCACUGAUUGAUGAGAGGCCAGCAGAGAAACGUCUGCCCCUCUGGCUGACUAACAAACUAGAUAACUAGAUUCUGCCUCUCUUACUGAUCAAACAUGUUGGAGCACUUACUUUGAGGCCAAUAAUGUCAUCAGAAAUUGUAAAAAGUGCCAGUUAUAUGAUCAGUACUAUGCUGGAGUCACAAAGUGUUUUUGUGACUUGUUUUUUUUUCCUGUUUCUUUUCCAAGGAUGGCUACACAGGAGAUAAUUCUUUAAUCUUAACUGAUUUUAAAACAUGGGGGACCACAGAUACAGGGGCAGUUUCAAAAGGUUUUUAACAUUAUAAUCCUCCAAACACUCACACAAGACGACUCAGCCAGACCAUGAGACGACUCCCCUGUCGUUUGUUGUAACUUAUGGGUGGAGAUUCCACCGACACAAGAUUUCACAGAGACUCGUGUAAUCAAAUGAUCAAAGAAAAUCAAAUAUGGAGAAUGAUUGUUGCCAUCAGUUGGAUUCUGGCGUGCAUUCUGUCUCUCAGUGAAAAACAAAACAAGGGAGAGAAUGUGGGUGAGAUCUUGGCUGACAUCAGGUAAUGUUACCUGGUCUGAUCACUCUCAUUAGCUAGUGCUGGUCUUCUCUGACAGCCUGGCCUGGAAUCAAAAAUAUCAAGCUUGCCCGAUAUCAGGGAGGCUCUGACUCAAUAAAAACCACACAUUAAUGAUUAUUUAAACAAUCUGUAUCAAAAAGCCUUAAACUAGGUCAUUCUCCCAUGAUUGUCAAGAAGCAAAUCAGGCCUAAAAGUCGUGCUUAAAAACCAUCUGGUGUGUAGCCAGCCUAAGAGAGCGUGUCAAAAUACACUCCAUCAACUCAGCUGUAAAUUAUAAUGUAAAAGAAGCAGGUAGAUAUUUCCUAUUUAUUGUAAGUUUAUUUCAGAUGUAUACAAAUCAAAAUGAGGUUUUCAUUUCAUCUUCUCAUCUUAGUGUUACACUUCUCUCCUCAUUCAGAUGAUAGUGGUUUUUUUAGGUCUAGUUCUUACUGACUGACUGGUGCCAUCACUUUGAAGUAAAGAGAUUUAUCAAUGCAGUCUUUUAAAAGAUGUCUUCAAACAUUUGCUUGUUUUUUUUUGCCUCUGAUCUUCCAGAAAUCAUGGAAUAACUUGAAGCUUUUAGCUGGAAUAACAAAGUUACAUAAAAAAAAAAAUUAAGGAC
This is a messenger RNA of Cheilinus undulatus (humphead wrasse), 4121 nucleotides long. RefSeq names its product kelch-like family member 3 (gene klhl3). The transcript has 17 exons. The record is from RefSeq and is a predicted model, not a curated record. NCBI's taxonomy places the organism in Eukaryota, Metazoa, Chordata, Actinopteri, Labriformes, Labridae. Gene Ontology annotation, molecular function: protein binding. The coding region runs from base 505 to 2196 and encodes 563 amino acids.